GUCAUUCAAGGAUCAGGACGAAUCAAUGUAGUACAUGCACAAUGGGUAUCACAUGUUGGAUGAACUGGCUAAUGCUCUUUCUGUGUUGCCAUUAUGACAUCCAGCCUGCUGCAUGUAAACCUGAAUGGAUGAAACCGAGUUUCCCUUGUGAUGUCAAAGCCGACAACACCUCAAAGGUCAUAUUUGACUGUAAAAGCCGGCAUCUGAAUAAGGUACCUUGGGGGAUAACCAGCAAUGCAACAGAGCUCAACUUAUCAGAAAAUAACAUAACGCAUAUUUCAGUUAAUGAAUUUUCUAAUCUCAUGAAUCUCACUUCACUCAAACUCAACUGGGCAAACAAAAAUAAACCACUGACCAUCGAUGCGAAUGCUUUCAAAAAUCUGACAAAUCUGCAUGCACUGGCACUGAGUGGCAAUUGUCUGAGAGAAGUUCCUCCCAAUCUCCCUCUCAGCUUGGAAAUCCUCGAAAUAAACAAUAACAAGAUUAAAUUGGAUAACAUAAACCUUGCCAGUUUAACAAACUUGACAACACUAUGGUUAUCCAAAAACUGCUACAGCUGGAUUCCCUGUGGGAGACCUGUCACUAUUAUGAACAGUUUUGCAGUUAUGACCAAACUUCAGGCUCUGGACUUGUCUUUUAACAACUUAACCCAAGUUCCUAAAGGAUUACCCAAGUCAUUACACAUUGUAAAGCUGGCUUCUAACCAAAUACAGUACAUAUCUGAAGAUGACUUCCUUGGGCUACAUCAUUUAAAAAUGCUGAAAAUACAAGGGAACUGUCCAAGAUGUCAAAAUGCUCCAUAUCCCUGUCUUCCCUGCCCAAAUAUUUCUCUUGGCAUCCAUGACAAUGCAUUUCGUAAUCUAACAAACCUUGAGAUACUGCACCUGGGAGGAAACUCACUGACGUACCUGAAUCCCUCCUGGUUUCAGAGCCUGCACAAACUUAAACAAUUGUUCCUCUCAUUUAACUUCUUACAAAAAGCAAUAACUGAGGAGGCAACAUUUCUAACUAACCUUCACAUGCUAGAAAAACUUGAUCUCUCUUUCAACUUUGCCCUCAAGUCCUACCCUCCAACAUUAAAUCUUUCGAAAGACUUUUCAAAUCUAGUGUCACUCAGAACUUUGCAUAUGGAAGGUUUGGUCUUCAAGCAAAUUGGACCAGGCACACUCAGCCCUCUGUACGAGCUCAAAAAUCUGUCUGCACUCAACCUCGGGACUAACUUCAUUAUUCAGUUUGACUCCUACAUAUUCAGCAAAUUCUCCCACCUGAAAAUGAUAUACCUAGCAGAAAACAGGCUGUAUCCCACUUCGGUGGCAAGUCCCUCACAUUCAAGUUAUGGAUACAAUCAGAUGCCAGACCUUUCUGUUUCACCACUCAUAAAACCUCAUCCAAAAGACUUUACUUAUGAGCUAUCACACAGCCUUAUCAAACAAGAGUGCUUUGACUCUGGACGGGUGCUAAUCCUCAGUUCAAAUAAUCUGUUCUUCAUUGCUCCGGAGCAGUUUGAUGGUUAUGGAAACAUUUCAUGUCUCAACCUCUCAAGAAAUGGAUUUUCGGCAGCACCUACUGGAAAAGAGUUCAACUCCACCUCACUGUCUAAUCUGAAAUAUCUGGACCUGUCGUAUAAUAAGAUUGAUCUGGCCUACGACAACGCCUUCAGUGAACUAAAGGAACUGCAAGUGCUAGACCUCAGUUACAAUGCUCACUACUUUAAGGCAUAUGGGAUAACACAUAAUUUAAAUUUUUUGAAAAACCUGCCUGUUCUGAGAGUGCUGAAUAUGAGCCACAACUCUAUUUCCACAUUAACAACUAAACAGAUGUACAGCAGAUCAUUAACAGAACUUCGGUUUGAAAAUAAUAAUCUUGGGACUCUUUGGAAAGAAAGGGAUGGCUCAUAUAAGAGACUUUUCACUAAUCUUACCAAUUUGACAAUUUUAGAUAUAUCCACCAACAACAUUGCAAAGAUUCCAGAAAAUGUUUAUGAACUGUUGCCACGUAACCUCACCAAACUGUCUAUAAGUCAUAACUCUCUUACUGAUUUUAAAUGGGACAAACUAGACGGUUUUCGUCAACUUCAAAUUUUAGACCUGAGCUUCAAUUCUUUAUCUAACGUGACAGGUAUGAACUCAGAUGCAACACACACUUUGAUUUUCCUUGACCUGAGUCAUAAUCACAUUUUUCACUUGGACGAUGGGUUUUUGAAGGGUGCAAGAAGCCUUAAGACUCUUAGCCUUAGUUACAACAAACUAACUGUCAUCAAUCAAUCCACCUUCCGUUCAGAAUCUGACGAUCACAUUCAAACUUUGUUUUUGUGGAAAAACCCAUUCCAAUGUACCUGUGAUUCAUUAGACUUCAUUCUGUGGAUUGAAAAAACAAAUGUAAAGCUCCCAAGACUGACCACUAUGGUGACAUGUGACACACCAGAAAAACAGUGCGGUCGAGCACUGAUACAUUUUGACAUCAACCAGUGUGUAAAUGACAUUCAGGCAUUCUUGAUCUACAGUCUCACAAGUUCCUUCAUUAUUGUUUUUAUGUUUGUGGCGACAGUUGCACACUUAUUUUACUGGGAUGCUUCUUAUGUACUACACUAUAUGAAAGCUAAACUGAAGGGAUACAGUUCCUUGAGCUCACCAGACUGUGCUUAUGACGUCUUUGUGACUUACGACAGCAGAGACGCACAGGUGUCUGAGUGGGUGAUGACAAAUCUGCGGGUGAAACUGGAGGAAGGAGAAAAGCAUCUUCCUCUGUGUCUGGAGGAGAGGGACUGGCCUCCUGGAGUCCCACUGGUAGAAAACCUCAGUCAGAGCAUCCGCUACAGUCGCAAGACCCUGUUUGUCUUAACAGAGGGCUACGUUAAGACUGGAGUAUUCAAACUGGCAAUGUAUCUGGCUCAUCAAAGACUGCUUGAUGAAAAUGUGGAUGUGAUUGUACUGCUGAUGCUGGAGCCUGUGCUGCAGCACACUCACUUCCUGCGUCUGAGGAGGAGACUGUGUGGGGAAAGUGUUGUGGAGUGGCCGAGAACAGCUGCCGCAGAACCCUGGUUUUGGCAAAACCUGAGAAAUGUUGUCAGAGUAGACAAUCAGGUGAUGUACAACAAGACCUACUCAAAGUACUUCAGCAGGUGA
Scomber japonicus (chub mackerel) is the source of this 3125-nucleotide messenger RNA. RefSeq names its product toll-like receptor 8. Gene Ontology annotation, cellular component: plasma membrane. The transcript has 2 exons. The coding region runs from base 42 to 3125 and encodes 1027 amino acids. Gene Ontology annotation, biological process: canonical NF-kappaB signal transduction; toll-like receptor signaling pathway; defense response to virus. The record is from RefSeq and is a predicted model, not a curated record. NCBI's taxonomy places the organism in Eukaryota, Metazoa, Chordata, Actinopteri, Scombriformes, Scombridae. Gene Ontology annotation, molecular function: protein binding; pattern recognition receptor activity.